This is a messenger RNA of Rhododendron vialii, 1065 nucleotides long. RefSeq lists its product as uncharacterized. The record is from RefSeq and is a predicted model, not a curated record. Gene Ontology annotation, cellular component: cytoplasm; cytosol. Lineage: Eukaryota; Viridiplantae; Streptophyta; Magnoliopsida; Ericales; Ericaceae. Bases 48 to 905 code for a protein of 285 amino acids. Gene Ontology annotation, biological process: rRNA processing. Gene Ontology annotation, molecular function: rRNA (guanine-N7-)-methyltransferase activity. The transcript is spliced from 7 exons.
AGCCUUAAAUUAAAACUGUCGCUCGAUCAGCCGCCAUCGCGCGAAAUAUGCUAGCGUUCCGCAACAGUGUCUCGGCCAUUACGCCUCCACUCUCGUUCGGGACUUUCAUCAAACACCUUCCGACGCUCAUACCAGCAGCCCUCAAUCCCAACCGGAUCAACCAUAGAACUCUAACCACCGCCGCCGUCCACAGCUCAACCCACUUCCAAACCCUAACUUCUCGUCAGAAAGAACAGAUUCAUCUCUACGUCGAUGCUCUCCUUGACUGGAACCAGAAGAUGAAUCUGACUGCUGUUACGGAGGCAAGUGAGGUAAUGGAGAGGCAUAUUGAGGACUCUCUUUCGAUUAUUCCUCCCAUUAGGCGCUCGUAUCUAUCACAUUGUGGGGGUUCUUACGACAAGCUUAGCCUCGUCGAUGUUGGAACUGGCGCCGGGCUCCCCGGAUUAAUCCUCGCCAUCGCGUGCCCUGGUUGGAAAGUAACACUGCUGGAGUCCAUAAACAAGCGCUGUGUAUUCUUGGAGCAUGCAGUUAGUCUUACUGGGUUGUCAAAUGUUCAGGUUAUACGAGACAGAGCCGAGAACUUGGGACAAAAUCUUGGUUUUAGAGAGGUAUUCGAUGUUGCUGUCGCUAGAGCAGUUGCAGAAAUGAGAGUUUUAGCUGAGUACUGUCUUCCUCUGGUUCGUGUGGGUGGUUUGUUUGUCGCUGCAAAGGGUCACGAUCCUCUGGAGGAAGUUAGACGAGCAGAAACUGCAAUUCGUUUGAUGGGUGCUUCAGUAUUGGAAAUGUGCUCUGUUGAAUCACAAGGGCCUCAUGGACAGCGAACCGCUGUAGUAUGUUUGAAAGAACAUCCUACCCCAAGGAAAUAUCCUCGUGACCCAGGUACACCAGUGAAAUCGCCGAUGUAAACAAUUAUGACUCCUGAUCUGCUUGUCCUCUUUGAAUAUUCUUGUUGUACCACUGAUGUUGUAAUAUAAAGAUGCUACAUUCUACAAUUGCUUUGGAGGACAUAUGAACCAAAUUAUGAUCCUUGAUUUAACGUCAUGUACUUUUUUUCCCUGUGCAAAA